This is a messenger RNA of Tetrahymena thermophila SB210, 4957 nucleotides long. RefSeq names its product transmembrane protein, putative. The record is from RefSeq and is a predicted model, not a curated record. The transcript is spliced from 17 exons. NCBI's taxonomy places the organism in Eukaryota, Ciliophora, Oligohymenophorea, Hymenostomatida, Tetrahymenidae.
AUUUUUUGAAAUCUAUCUAAACCUUGCUUAAAGAUUAUAAGGAUAUGACUUUAGAUUUUAUCUUAUAAGUUUUAAAGCUUGCUUUAGUUUUUCUAUUAGGAUUUGGUGAUUUAUUAAUUUAAAUACUAUACAUGUCCUUAGAGAAAUUUUAAUAUGAUGUGCUUCUUACCUUAAACGCUAUCUUUUUUAUUUUACCAUUUAUAAUUUUACUUAUAUGCUGGGCAAUAUUGAUUGCCAAAUCACAGAAAUAAUACUUUCCUAUAAGAGAUUUCAAGGCAGGAUAAACGGAAAUUAAUUUUAAAAUAAAAUACUUUUUGGCAUUCAUAAAAUAAUUUUUGAUUUCAAUGCCAAAGAGUGUCUACUUCACAUUUUUGAUGUACUUUAGAGUGUUUGGUGUUGUGAUUUUGAAACAAACAUUUGAGAACUAUUAAGCUUUUAUGACAGAGUAACUUAUAAAUGAAAUAAACGAAAAAAUGAAUUAAGAAAACUUGGAAAAUUUAUAUUAAGAAGAAAAUGAUAAUAUAAAGAUGAGAUAUGGAGAUGACUAAGCAGUGGUAUAAUAACAGUAAAAUUCGAUAUAACACACAGAAUAAUAAUAAAAAGAAAUAGAAAUGAAAAAGAAAAAAGAGCUUUAGGCCUAAGCUAGUGAGAAAAUUAGAAAAAUGUUAAAACAAGGAAAAGAAGCACUAUAAUUAAACAAAUCUAAAUUUUCAUCAGCGUAAGUAAAAUAACCAAGCUCUAUUCUAUAAAACGCUGCUUCUAUGAGUAUUAGAAAAGGUGUUUCCUAAGAUAAAAGUAUGAUAAUAAAAGAAUAAAAUGAUGAAUCAAACUUUUCUAUGAACAAAUCUGUGUAAGAUUAGUCAAUAUCAUUUUAGUAAGGAAGAUAAAAAUCUAUUAUAGACUUAUCAAUCAUACAUUAGAAUUAGCACUAAGAUUAUUCCUAGCUAAACAUAAGUGAUUUUUAAAUAACUAAUCAACAAUAACUCUCCUAAAAUAUGAAAGAAUCCAAACAAAAUUCUAUCAUAUCUUAAGCUAUAAAACAGUAAUAAAACAUAUUAGAAGAAUAAUAAAAGAGGAAAGAAGUCCUCAAAUUAGAAAAAAAAAUACUCAUUGAUCUCCGUUAGAAUGAAAUUAAGGAAUAAAAGGUUUUAUAUACAAUUUAAUCUUAGCAAUUAAACUACAACGAAAAUAAACAAAUUGAUGAUAGCGAAAAUCUGGAGCCAAAAGACCUAAAGUAGUAAAAUAGCAUCUAAUAAAACUAUUUUGAGCUUGAAAAUGUAAUAUUAGAAAAUUCCUCUUAUAAAACUAAUAAAAGAGUUAAUAUAUUUGGAGAGUUUUUAGAUGAAGUUAUUCAGAGCUCAAAAGAAAUCAAUUAGAGUAGCAAGUUUGGCCCUAAAAAGACAUAAAAUGAAAACAUACAUCCUUCAAUUUAAUAAGAUUAAAUUAAUGGUAAAGAUAGUAUUAAUUUUAUGCAAAAAAAUUAAUCCCAACAAGAAGAUUAAUUGAAAACACCUUAAAUGCCAGCUCUAAAGCUUCAAGCAUCUUCCUCUAUCAAAAAACAUAUACAAAAAUCAUAAUCUAUAUACUUACAGCCUGUUGAAGUGUCGUUUUAGAAAAAAACAGAGAUUAAUAUUCAGACAUCAUAACAGAGUAAUAAUUAAGAAAAUAUUGAUUUAUAAUUAAGUGCUAACAUAGGUUUUGAUUACAAAAGAUUCUUAACUAAUAAACUUCUAUUCUAGUAUUUAGUAAUUGGUAAUUUUAUCAUUUGUAUUUUUAGCACUAUGCCAAAUUUAGGACUCAAUUUAGUAAAUAUCUCGAUUCUAAACAAUUAAAGUGGAAUUGCACUAGCACAUCUAAUACUUGGAAUAUUUAAUAUUUUCAUCAAUUCGUUUAUAGGUCUAAAUGAUAUAUUUUAUAAUAACUACUACUCUUACUACUUUAUAGAAUCCCAACUAAGUAAAUUAAAAGCAAAAAGUUAAAUUCACAUUGAUUCCAGAUUUCCUAUUCCACCUAAAGUUGUAAUUGACUCUAAUAUAUAAUUAGAUAGGCUUAUAGAUUUAAACCCUACUAGCUGUCUAAAUAUUUAAAAGCUAAGUUUUUAACCUCCGAAGCAAAGAUAUUAUCUACCAAUUUUAGUGAAUUCUUUAGAGAAAACAUUCUUAAAACUUAAGAAUCUUACACAUCUCCAUAUUGACCUUCAGUAUCAAUUUAUGUAAGAAAGCUACAUAAUUAAUUCAAUCCAAACAGCUUUUACAGAUUGUGGUAUGCUUGAAGAUAUUUAUAUAAAUUUGAUUGGGAAUACAAUAAGAAAGAGAAGUUACAAACGUUUGGUUACAAGUUUAACAGAGGAUGAAUAAUCUAUUAAAUUAUUCAGAGUGCUUAUUAUCUCAGAAAAAGAUUUAUAUUAUAAAAAAUCUUUAAUUGAUGAUCAAGCAUACAGUGAUUUUUCAAUUAUCUAGAAGCAUUCUUAACAAAAUUUAAGGAAGAUAUAAAUCAAUCUAAGUGAAAUUUCAUAUCUUGAUGAUUAAAUAUAGUUUGAAAUAUUAAAGCUACUUGAAAAUAUUAGUGUUAAAAAAAUAGAAAUAUUUGGAAACAUUUAAGAUUACUACUUCAGCUAAGUUUACAGAAUCAUUAAUGAUAAAAAAUGCAUCCAAUAUGCUCAUAUUCUUUUAGAAGAAAAAUCAUAUUGGAAAUGGGGUUAACUUCAAAGGAUAUUCAAAUAUGAUACACAAAAUAUAAGUCUUGACUUAGAAAUAUCUGAUUACAAAAAGCUUGGUUAAGUUGGUUGCAGAGUACUAUCUGAUUCAAUAUAAGUUUGUAACUCAAUCGAAGUCUUCGAUUUACAACUUUUUAAUUAAAAGGUUGGAAGCUAAGGAGCUUUUUAAAUAUUUUAUUAAAUGUAAAAGCACAUUAAUCUUUAAGAGCUAACUUUAGAUAUUUCUAAAAAUUUCUUAAGCGACGAAGUUAUGUUAUCUCUAUCUGGAUGUCUUUCCUUAUUUUAAUUUUUAAAAAAGCUCUAUCUCUAUCUAGACUGUAAUAGCAUACAAGCUGAAGGUUGCAAAUAUAUUUCAUAUGGACUUUAGCAACUUGUAUCUUUGCAAGAAUUGCUUUUAUCGCUUGAAAAUAACAAAGUAUUAGCAAAUGGGCUAAAUUAGAUAUCAUAGGCACUUCCUUACUUCUCUAAAUUAAAAGAAUUGCAUUUAAAUUAUUCCGAUUGCCUUUUAAAUACUGAUAAAUAAAAUGAAGAUGAGCUAAAGAGAAAUAAAAACUUAGGAUUCAAAAGUGUUUUGGAUAUGUCAGCAUUGUAUUUAUCCUUUCAACAAGAAGAUUAAGAAAUGUAGGUAAAUAACUCUCUUUCAUUAAAAGCUUAAGAUCUAUGGAACCAAAGUGUUUUUUGUACUUAAUUAUUUAAAAAUAUGCCAGAGUAAAAUUAGUUCCAUGCACUCAGUUUGAUUUUGAGGAAUUGUCAUAUAGGAUCAUUAUAGUCUAGAUUAAUUUGUUUAACUUUAUGUAAAAUGAAGAAUCUAACUUAUUUAAAUAUGGAUCUUUCUGAUAAUCUUUUAGAAAGAGAAGGAGUUAAUUAUAUUUUUAGUGGAUUAAAAAAACUUGUUUACGUAAAUAAGCUCAUAUUAAAGUUGAAUAGGGUAAAUAGUUUACUUAGUAUACCAAAUAUUAAAGAGCAUAGUAAUAAUGUAGAAGAUCUUGAAAAAUAAAAAGAUGAAAUUAAGGUUUUUGUAAAAAUGCUUUCCAACUAAGUAAAUUAAUAUGAAGCGAGAAUAAUUGCUAAUGAUUGUGAAAUAGACUAAAUUAAUGAGAAAUAAUUGAAAAUUGCUGACGAUAUUAAAGAUGAGCUGUCAAAAUAAAAAAACGAAAUACUUUAGUAAGAGCAAACUCUGAUGAAUGAAGAAAAAGACAUUUCAUAAAAGACCGAGUCAAAAUAAUUAAGGCUGAAUGAUGCUUACAAUUAAAAAAAAGAAAAUGAUUAUAAGAGGAAGUCAAUAUUAAUACAAAAAAAGCAACUUAAAAAUAAAAUAUAGGAAUACAUAUCUCCUAGAAAAUAAAAAGCAAUACAGUUUUCUAAUGAAAAAGAGGAAAUAUUGAAUAAUCAGCUGAAUGUUCUUGUAGAAUAAAAAAAGUCAUUAGAAAAAGAAAAUGAAAGAUUGUAAUCUUAUAUCAAAGAAUCUAAAUUGAAAAAAGAUUAGCAAAAUAACUUGAUUUUCGAUUACUCUAAGAAAUAAAAUCUUUUUACUUCUUAUCUUAAAAACUCUCUAAAAAUAAUGAAUUAGUUAAAUAUAAUCAACUUUGAAUUUUCAUAAAACUUCCUUAUUCAUUAUGAUAUCUAUGAGCUUUUUUAUGCAUUAGAAAAUAUUCGCUCUCUAAAAUCCAUCACAUUUAAUUUCUCGAACAAUUAUUUAGGCAAUCUUGGUAUCAAACAUAUUUUAUCAAUCUUCAGAAUUCAAAAAGAUUUAUCGUUUAUUGAUAUCAAUCUAGAAAAUAACUAGAUUAACGCUGAUGGAUUAUUCUAUAUAUCGUGUAUCUUACAAGAAUGCACUUAACUAUCUAAAAUAAGAAUUAUUUUGAAAAAUAACAGGAUAGAGUCUGAUGAUAGAAUAUUAAAAUUCUCCCAAACCCUUUUAGAAAGAAAGGAUAAAUACGAAAAAGUUAUCUUAGACUUGUGCGAUAAUGUUUGUGUGUACAAUACAGACCAAGAGUUUAUUAAAGCAUUACAUAUUGCAUAUCCUAGUUCCUUCUAUUACUGAGUGAAAGGCAGAUUAUCAAAUUAUUAUAAGGGUCUUUAAUAAAAAUAUAUAAUUACUGAAGAUAAAUUAAUAACCUAUAAUUUACCAAAAUUGAUAAAAUUAAUUAUUUAUUUAAGAUCUAUUAGACAAAUCGCAUCAUGUUUGUAGUAAACCAAUUAUCUAGAACUAUCCUGUUCAAUUUAUCUCUUCUUUUUUUU